Molecule: messenger RNA, 963 nt
Organism: Schistosoma intercalatum
Lineage: Eukaryota; Metazoa; Platyhelminthes; Trematoda; Strigeidida; Schistosomatidae
Source: the annotation of a GenBank genome assembly
AUGAAGCUGACUGAUUCUACUAUCAGAACUUUUAAACCUGUGAAAUAUUUCAAGGAGAAUUCAGACCGUAUCAAUUCCCUCAGUUAUUCCAGUAAUGGUGAGACGCUUAUUUCUAGCAGUGAUGAUGAUCAGAUGGUGACUUACGAUUGUUCUAGCGGAACACCUAAACGUACACUUAACAGCAAAAAAUAUGGAGUAAACUUGAUACAAUUCACUCACAGUCCGACGACUGCAAUUCACGCUUCAACAAAGAUUGAUGAUACAAUACGUUACCUUUCUUUGCAUGAUAACAAGUACAUCAGGUACUUCCAGAGUCACACUAAAAGGGUCGUUUCGUUGUGUAUGUCACCUAUUGAUGACACGUUCCUGUCUGGUUCAAUGGAUAGUACUAUUCGUUUGUGGGAUUUGAGGUCACCUAACUGCCAUGGUGUAAUGCAUGUUUCUGGUCGACCAACAGCGGCUUUUGAUCCAGAAGGAUUAAUAUUUGCAGCGGGGAUUAAUUCCGAAUCUGUUAAGCUCUAUGACCUACGAUCAUUCGAUAAGGGACCGUUUGCUACGUUCAAAUUGGGUAUGGAAACAAGUGGAUGCAUUUGGACCGGUUUACAAUUUUCCUCUGAUGGAAAGGCUCUUUUAAUAACGACUAACGGAACUCAUAUUCGUCUAGUUGACGCAUUUAAGGGAUCCCAUCUGCAUACAUUAGCCGUUAUACCAAAUACUGACAGACAAACGCUACAUGCCAGUUUCACACCAGAUAGUCAGUUUGUUUUAAUUGGUUCGCCAGACGGAGUUGUACAUAUUUGGUCUGUUGAAACUGGAGUACGUGUGGCAAGCCUACCAGGUUAUGAAGCUGCUACCCAGUUACCAAACGCUGCUAUUCAUAGUCUCGCUUUUAAUCCCCGGUUCGCAAUGCUAGCUACAGGAUCUAACCAAACGUCGUUCUGGCUUCCAGCUCUUGAAGAGUAA